Messenger RNA from Cherax quadricarinatus, 3878 nucleotides. NCBI's taxonomy places the organism in Eukaryota, Metazoa, Arthropoda, Malacostraca, Decapoda, Parastacidae. The record is from RefSeq and is a predicted model, not a curated record.
CUUAGUGAUGACGUCACACAUAAACAAAUGACAAAAGUGUUUGGCCGCUUGUGCAGUUUCCCCAGAACAAAUUAUGUCUUUUCCGUCGAUAACCUCAGAAAACUACAGAGUGAAGAGAUGAACAAAGUGGCCCUCUUCAUCAUCUUCCUCUGUGGAGCGAUAUUUGCAAGUUUAGUUUCCGUUAUGCAUAGUUAUGUGUCGUUAUAUACGUCAGAGAGGAGACUGAGUUCUUCCCUGGGGGCCAUACCAGCUGGUGCUGACCUGGAGCUUAUGGACGAGGGUUAUGUCACUAUGGCCUUGUUAGGGGCACACCAUGACCAUAAGGCAACAGAUGCAGAAAUUGAAGCACUAAACACAUUAAAAGCUGCUAGAGAGCUGGUUCAUUCAGGUAAAUGUGCCAGAGCUGGUAGGCUACUGGAACAUGCAUUCUCACUGGCACCACGUCACCCAGAUGUUCUUAUACACUACGGAGAAUAUCUCGAGCAACAUCGUAAUGAUGUAGUUCAAGCUGACCGGAUGUACUUGCAAGCUUUGGCCAUAUCUCCAGCAAAUUCUCGUGCUCUGAGAAAUCGCAGACGAACUCAACCUCUUGUUGAUGAAAUGGACUCAGUGAUGUUGUACCGCAUUGACAGCAAAAGAGAUGAUCUUGCUCAAAUACCAAGUUCUUCUGCUGCCCUCCGCCGUAUAAAAAAGGAAGCAUAUUUCCAAUAUAUUUAUCACACUGCAGGUAUUGAAGGGAAUACCAUGACUCUUGCUCAAACACGCAUGAUCCUAGAGACAAGGCUAAGUGUUGGAGGAAAGAGUGUAAUGGAGCACAAUGAGAUCUUAGGCUUAGAUCUUGCUCUUAAGUUCAUCAACACUACCUUAGUCCAUAGAGUUGGUCGUAUAUCAUUACAUGAUAUCCUGGAGAUUCAUAGAAGAGUCUUGGGACAUGCUGAUCCACUUGAAGCAGGGCAGUUGCGCACUACACAGGUUUAUGUAAGUGACCAUGUACCUCCUCCACCAACACAUCUUCAAGUGCUCAUGGAGGGUUUUGUUGAUUGGCUUAACUCCCCAGAGGCUCAGACUCUUCACCCAAUUAAAUAUGCUGCUCUUGCACAUUAUAAAUUAGUCUUUAUACAUCCAUUUUCUGAUGGUAAUGGCAGAACAGCAAGACUACUCAUGAACUUCCUUCUAAUGCAGGCUGGUUAUCCUCCAGUGAUCAUUCGUAAACAAGAUCGUCUUCUGUACUAUGACUGCUUACAAGCUGCCAACGAUGGAGAUACUCGGCCUUUUAUGAGAUUUAUUGCUCAGUGCACGGAGAAGACACUGGAUGUAUAUUUGUGGGCCACGAAGGAGAUAUUACCAGAGAUAGAACAGGACACUGAUCCAGUAUUAAAGAAAGAGAAAAAAUACUCAGAUUCUGAUAAUGAAGAAGCUUAUUUAUCAAACAUAAAUCACAAGAGAAAACCAAUGAACUAUAAUGAUUUUAAAGAUGAAAAUAGACAAAAUUCAGGGAAUAAAUUUGUAUUUACUUCUGUAGAUGAUGUACCACCUUGGCAGUCGGAUGAUGGAAAAUCAGAGAAUAAUAUAGCAUCUCCCCAAAAUGGGAAUUAUAUACAUCAGAGUACUGAAGAUGAUAUUCUGAGUGAAGAUGAAGAUGUCAGCUCUGUGCGUGAUUAUGAAGCUGAAGACGGCAAUUAUAGAGACCAUCUUUGGUUUUCUAGUGAUGAAGAACGAAUUCCGGCUAGAGGAACCGGUAGAUUUAGUAGAAUAGUUGAUGAGCAAGGGAUAUUUGAUGAUGGUGAGAUAUUGGAACAGUUAAAAAGUAAAGAUAAAUUUAAAAUUGAGGAAGAUGAUAACACUUUAUUGCGGAAAGAUUAGAAACUUUAUUAUAUGUGAUUUAAGAAAGGUUAUAAUACUGGAUGUGAUUUUUAUGUUUAGCCUUAAUGAUAAUUUAUAUCUAUUUAUUUACUAGUGAAGAGAUUUAAAAUUAAAAUACUUAAGCUAGUUUUUAUUUUUAUUUAUUAUCUAUUUUUGUAAUUGAAAAUACACAAAAAUAUAAAUAUUUAAAAGUAAGUGGUACAUAAUUUAGUAAUGCUGAAAAUGUAGAUGUUUGUUUAUUUGUGAUAAAUGCACUGCACAAAGAAUAGGUUUUAUUAAAACAGGUUGCAACCAUUUUCUUGGAUAUUUAAGAAUUUCAUUGUUUUCUUGUGUUUAAUUGAGAUUUUCUUUUGGAAAAAAAAAUUAGGUUGGCUCUGAGUCAUUAGUAUGGUUAAAAAUGUGUUUUAUACACAUAUUAUUGAAAGCUGUCCAGUCAUACCAAACUGCACAAAAAAUAUUGGUUGUGGUUUGGACCCUUAUCCUUGUAAUUUAGAAUCUAAUCCAUUUAGAGUACUGCAAUGUGUGUUCUCUUCACAGGUUUGUAAGUAAAUCAGUUUUGUUUUACUUACUGGUAUGUACUGCAGCACAAUUCAUUAAAAUUGUGGCUGAUGGAUCCCAUAUGGACAGAAAGAUGAAAGGUUUAGUUCCUAUUUAAAUUGUUAUUGUGAAUAAAAUCUAAAAAUUGUGAUAAAUGAAACUGAUUUAAAAAGUUGCUAUUAUGUGCAGAUUACCCUAUAUUUUCUUCCUCAACUUCUGUACUAUUCCAAGAAAAGUUUUAAUUUUAUUUCUGGUGGCAUUCAUUGGUAAGUUUACCAUUCAAAAGACACAGUAUAGAGCAAACCUUUAUUGGCAGAUGAAACUUUGCUUCAAGCAGAACUACAUCAGGCCUACUCAGAGCAAAAUAUUGUUUAUAAAUGAAGGUUUGCUCUGCACAUGUCUUUUUUUUUUUUUUUCCAUAUUUAUGGGUAAGUCUUAGCAUCCAACACUAAAUUUACUGCACAAGUACAAGGUAUAUCAAUACUGACAUAUUGUGGGGCAAAGACAUGUGCAGCACUUAGAAUAUUCAUUUAGGAAGUGUUUUGCCCACUAGGGACUUUGUUAAUCCUAUACCAGAAAAAUAAGAAAAUUAGAGAGGAACUUUGAGAUGUUUUGACUGUGGAACACUUCUGUAAUUGACCAAGGAAUCCUGUUCUACAUGUGACGUAUCUCAAUGAGGUUCCUCUGCAUUUGUCUUUUUGACUUUGCAAAGUAAAAGGACACAAGUGCAACUAAUGUGAUAUUUUAUUGUGGCAACGUUUCGCUCUCCAGGAGCUUUAUCGAGCCAUUACAAACAAUACAUGGACACAGAGGGUAUAUAUAGGCUCAGAGUGAGGUGCAAUACUAGUGGUAGUAGUAGUAGUUGUAGUAGUAGUAGUAGUAGUAGUAGUAGUAGUAAUACAAUAUGGUAAAGCAAUUAAUUCGCACAUGAGUAAAAGGAUAUAAAAGCUAUUAUACUUGGGUAACAUAAAAAUAGGUUGGACAGAUAUAGACUGGAUAGAGGCAGCCUGUUUCAGUGUUCACUCUGUAAUGUGCUUUGUGUAGUAUAACAGGAGAGACUAUGUGAUAGCAGGGUUCACUGUUUUCAGGAGGACUCCCGCUAAGACCACAGAGAUGGUGAAGCUGCUGUUGUUUUGUUUAAUUGUAUUCGAAACAGCGAUCAGUGCUGAUUCGAGGCACUUGCGUCUGCGGAAAUUAGUUUCUUUGAUCACUAAUUGGGCGUCCCUGAAUUUCAUGAGAUGAUUGGUGGAAUUUCGGUGUUGUGCACAGGUGUUGUUCAGGUUAUCGUUCCUACAUGCGUAAAUGUGUUCAUUGAGGCGGGUGUCGAGGUUUCUUGCUGUUUCACCUACGUAAAUCUUGUCACAGCCUCCACAGGGUAUAGUGUAAACUCCUGCGUUGACUGGUUCAUGGUGCUUUGAUUUUGUCCUGGUUAGAUCCUUUAUUGAAGUGCUAGAAGCGAUGGCGACUCUGGUUUUAGC